ACCAGUAAGCUGGUCCCCAGCAAACUCCCGAAAGAUGUAAACACGUUCUUGAUUUCCCGAAGUUGAUGCUCUGUUCUGUCAAUGAUAAGCUUCCAGAAUGGCGAGAAACUUUUACAAACAUCCUUUCUUCGUGAAAGGUGUCUUUACUGGAGCAACAUUGACAGCUGCAAUCGGACUUUGGGGUCGUGUCUUAGACAAUUAUAGCAGAAAACGUAGCACAGAGAAACAGAAAGGUCAACAAGUUGAUCAUGAUAAACAGCAUCUAAUUGUCAAUGAAUCAAAGCCGACAACAACACUAGGAGCCUUUGAAGACACAGCAAAACUUGACAGAGGCAGAGAGAUUUUAAAAUAUGGCACUCCUGAGGUUGGCAGAGCGGUUCGUUACUAUAGCAAUCAUGUUUUGAUAUACAAUCAACAAACGAGAACGCCGAUAUGGGUUGCAGAGCAUCUGACAAAAGAAAAUUUACAAGGUUCAGCUAAUAGGAGACAUGCCAAGUUUAUUCCAGAUCCUGGUGUGGAUACUGAAUUCACUGCAGAGAACAGUGACUAUUGGAAGAGUGGAUGGUCAAGGGGUCACAUGGCCCCUGCAGGAAAUAACAAAAUAAAUCAGGAGGCAAUGCAGGAUUCAUUCUACUUGAGUAAUGUAGUGCCACAGAACUAUGAGAAUAAUGCAGGAUUCUGGAACCGACUUGAGAUGUAUUGUAGAGACCUGGCCAAGAAAUACUCUAAUGUUUAUGUAAUCAGUGGACCUAUAAUGGUACCAGAAAAACAGGAGGAUGGUAAAAAGUUUGUCAAAUAUCAGGUAAUAGGAGAAAAUCAUGUUGCUGUACCAACACAUCUUUACAAGGUGAUCAUUGUAGAGGACAAAUAUGGUAAACCUGCUGCUGUUAGUUCAUUUGUGGUUCCAAAUGAGCCCGUCGGAUUUGAGCACCAUUUGAAAGAGUUUGAAGUAGAACUUUUUGAACUUGAACAUGUUCUUGGUGUAAAGUUAGUUCCAAACCUCAAAGCAGAAUCUGUGAAAAGCCUGUGUAAAGUUGAUGGCUGUAAACUUAUUGGGAGACAAGAGUUUGAACUUUAUUUUAUCGGUAGAAAACUGGAAAGUGCUAAUACCUUACAUCGUGUUGAAAAAGUAUGGAGUGAGUUAGAGGAAAAGAAAUUAAAACCAGAUAGAUAUCUAAAAAACUUGUAUAAAAACAAGAUAAAAGAGCUAAGUGAGAAAGAGCAAGCUAAAGUUUCUUGAUAAAGUAUGGAAAUUUUAGGAUUUAUAAAUAUUCUCAGGCAUGACAACGAAGGGUUGCACAGCCUUGUACACAAAGUUGGACAGAAGUGGAAUGUUAGACCUGAACAAGUAAAGCUGACAUACAACACAUAAAAGAUAUGAGCUGCGCCAUGAGAAAACCAACAUAGUGGCUUUGCGACCAGCAUGGAUCGAGACCAACCUGCGCAUCCACGCAGUCUGGUCAGGAUCCAUGCUGUUUGCUAACGGUUUCUUUAAUUGCAAUAGGCUUUGAAAGCGAACAGCAUGGAUCCUGACCAGACUGCGCGGAUACGCAGGCUGGUCUCGAUCCAUGCUGGUCGCAAAGCUACUAUUUUGGUUUUCUCAUGGCGCGGCUCAAUUAUGAUUUGAAUCUAAUAAGAUUAAAUUAUUUACUUUUCUAUUUCAAAACGACUUGUGUUCAUUGAGAUCUGUGGCCAAGAAUGUGUAUUAUUUGGUUUUUCACUUAGGAAAGAUAUAUUGGUUAGACAGAAGACAUGUUUGAAUUGAUUAUCUUCCACCUCCAAUUCAUGUACAGAAAACAUGAAUGAAUCCAUUCAUUCUCCAUCUUGGAUUCAUGUACAGAAGGCAUUAUAUCUGACUUUAUUUAUCCUUUACCUUUAUCUGGCAUUAAUGUACAAAAUGCAGUAUGUCUGAAAUGUUUCAUUUUCUGCCUCCAAUUAAGGAGGCAGGUUAUCUUAAUAUUUGUAUGUGCGCAUGCCCAACAAGAAGGUAAUGUGAUGAUUUACAAUGACGUUUACAACAAACUAAAUAUGUUUGUAUAUCACUUCUUCUGAAAAAAAAUCAUGAACCUGUCUCUGAUCUGAUGCUUAAUGGUUUAAUAACGCAGAAAUAAUGAAUAAAUUGCCUCAGAAAUGCUUUAAAACAUUGUUGCCUUAAAAUGACAUCAUGACGUUACGUGUCAGUUACCGCGCAAAAUUAGUAUCUUCUAUUUUAAAAGUACGUAAUUCUGUGCAAUUUUCUUUAUUUGAACUAUUUCUUUUACAGCCAUUAUUUGCCGAAAUAUUUUUUUGAGUCUUUCGCUCUGAAUAAUGAUCAGUAUUUUGCUUCUUUUAUAUAGUUAUAUUGAAAUGUUAUGCGGAAUGUAAGAAAAUGGAUGAUGGUAACUGAUGUUACUGGAAAUAUAGUUGGGUGAAAGGUAACUUAUUAUGGCCAUUUUCAAAUAAAAAUUGGGCAGUUUGAUUUGUAA
Mercenaria mercenaria is the source of this 2465-nucleotide messenger RNA. Its product is annotated as nuclease EXOG, mitochondrial-like. Gene Ontology annotation, molecular function: 5'-3' exonuclease activity; nucleic acid binding; single-stranded DNA endonuclease activity. Lineage: Eukaryota; Metazoa; Mollusca; Bivalvia; Venerida; Veneridae. Gene Ontology annotation, cellular component: nucleus; mitochondrial inner membrane. Gene Ontology annotation, biological process: apoptotic DNA fragmentation. The record is from RefSeq and is a predicted model, not a curated record. Bases 98 to 1240 code for a protein of 380 amino acids. The transcript has 5 exons.